AUGGCCGUCGGUCACCGGAGGAGCAGGGUUCUCAGUGGCACAAUGAUGCUCAUCUUCAUCGGUUUGCUGGUGGUUGUGGCAAGGAUGAUGGGCCAGCACAAGCAAGGCAUCCACAAACUGAACGUACCGUUAAGGUUUUGGCGUUGGUGGACAUGGAGUGAAUCCUUCUGGAACAGGGAGCAGCAGCACCUGGAUCUCCUCUACAACCCCAUCCUGAACGUGGCGCCCACCAGGGAUGACUCCCUGGUGGCCCGGACGCCCUGGUGGCUUAAUAACUCCCAGGCCCUCAAACCCUGUGAGCCAGACCACCGGGUCCCCCGACAAGUAGGGGACUACAACACCCUGCCCCAGCGUUUCCAGGACUUCCUUUUGUACAUGCGCUGCAGAGCCUACCCCAUUCUCAUCAAUCAACCACACCUCUGUGACGACAGACCCUUCCUCCUCUUGGCCAUCAAGUCGCUAGCACCUCACUUUGACCGCCGGCAGGCCAUCCGGCAGUCCUGGGGACGGGCGGGUAACGUGGCCAAUCGGACGGUGGUGACCGUGUUCCUCCUUGGCACCGCCUCCUCGGUGGACCACUUCCCUGAUCUAUCGGGGAUGCUGAGCCACGAGGCGGAGCGGAACAGAGAUCUACUCCAAUGGGAUUACAGGGACUCCUUCUUCAACCUCACACUCAAAGAAACUCACUUCCUGGAGUGGUUCAGUCAACACUGUUCCAACGCCCCCUACAUCCUGAAGGGGGAUGACGACGUCUUCGUCAACACCCGGCAAAUCAUCCAAUACCUGGAACAUCUGCCAGAGGGGAUGACAAAAGACCUCUUUGUUGGUGACGUCAUCCAGAACGCCAGCCCCCACCGGGAUCACAGGCUCAAGUACUUCAUCCCAGAGAGUGUGUUUGUGGGCGACUACCCCCCCUACGCAGGCGGAGGAGGGUAUCUCUACUCAGGGCCUUUGGCACUGCGUCUUUACAAAGUCUCCCAGCAGGUGGCGCUCUUCCCGAUCGACGAUGUUUUUACUGGGAUGUGUUUGAAGAAGAUGGGACUGGUGCCAGAGAAACACAAGGGCUUCCAAACCUUUGAUGUGGACAAGAAGUACCGGGAGAACCCGUGUGUGUACAAGAACCUGAUCCUGGUUCACAGUCGGACCCCACAGGAGAUGAUCAAGAUCUGGUCCUGGCUCGCUGACCCCAGACUAGACUGCCAGAACUCCACGAGGUGAACGAGGCCACCGGAUAACAACCGUCCAUUCUAACAUAGUCGUCCAAACCUGCAGGUUCAAAGUGGAAGAAGAGAUGGAUUGUAGAGAAAGGCCUUAACGUGUUCAGGGGUGCUAAUUCCUUGGACAAUAAUGAUGAAAGAAAAUAUUGGAAUCAUUUUAUUUGUAACCAAACCUUUACGACUGUGUUACGUUAUUAUCUGUCACUUUUAUGGAAUUUGCAGAUUUCUGACCUAGGCUGAAGAAGCUAUGGAAUUAGUUAGACAAUGACAUUACACAUUUUAAAGUGCCAGCACCAAACCAGACCUACAAAUAGGAGGAAUGUCUGAAUGCAUUAUCACUAAAUGGAGAAUGGGUCAAAGGGAAAGUCGCAGUGGAUUACUGGAUUUACUAAGAAACAGAACAGUUGAUCAACUUUCAAACCUGAACCAUGUUUCCCGAAACAAAGAAGAAUUAGUUACUAGUAACACGGUAUCUUCCUCUUAAAUUUUUUCUGUGUAAACGCAUCUUAAAUAUACUUCUCUAAUGAAUUUGAACGAUUAAAUGUACAGUAUUUCUCUUUUCAGGACAGCAUGAGAGAGCCAGGGUAUCUGUUCAACAGUGCUCUGACAUCAUAUUAAAUAUGUCAAUGGCGAUUAUAGAUGUAUUGUAGAUAUCAAAAUUACUUGAUUCGGAUACAUUGUCAAUGUCAUUAGUAUGAUUUAUUGAGUUAAUUUGAUUGAAUGUCUAUGAGUUUUUAUAUCAAUAAGAGCUUCAUUUUAGGUAUAGUAAU
Molecule: messenger RNA, 1987 nt
Organism: Gadus chalcogrammus (walleye pollock)
Lineage: Eukaryota; Metazoa; Chordata; Actinopteri; Gadiformes; Gadidae
Product: N-acetyllactosaminide beta-1,3-N-acetylglucosaminyltransferase 2-like
Exons: 1
Coding region: 1-1218 (405 amino acids)
Cellular component (GO): membrane
Molecular function (GO): hexosyltransferase activity
Source: RefSeq, a predicted model, not a curated record